AAGCUGCGCGGUAAGUGUCCAGGCUAAGCCGACCCGGGCUUCUGAGCUCCGGAGAGACACGGAUCGUAGAGAGGGAGGGAACGACCGUACUAAAGCCUAGCGUAACGUCGUUGGAAGAUGGUUGGUUGGAGAUAUACAGGAGAACGGCAGACUGAGACCAGGCAGCAAGGCGACUCGGAAUGGAACGAAGCUGCUGCUGCAGGAUGUACAAACCGCAAGCGACCACACGACGCUCCUUACAACGCGCGGUCCCCUGAAUUCGAAGCACGAUAACUACACCCGUCAAAACACGAACGGACGGACCGUCGCAAUUGCCGCACAUCACACGGUCGCCGACGCAACAGUUACUUCGAUGAUAAUGCCAGUAGCAUCAGGACAGGCAGUUCUAGUGGUGGCCAUGUCUAGACGGAUGCGUCGGGGUCUAAAAGGUUGUUAGUGCGCGGAUACUGUCUCUGCUAUCCUGUGUUGCCAACUAUACAGUCGUGUCACGGCAGUAGCGGAACGAAACGUGCGGAUGCUGCGCAAAAACGUACUGUGACCUGAGCUCGCGACAGCGUCUCUACAAUGAGAACUCUUGUGAAUGGGGCCACUUAUACGCUGGCAAAGGGAUCUGCUGGAAAUGACAUCAAAUUCAAGACUAGGACAGAUGUGAGGUUUUGUGGUGGCCAUGGUCUUUGUUCUGUGCAAAGGCGGUGGCCGUAGUUGUGAUGAAUCGGAAAAGCUGCUAGAAGAUGGUUAUAGUAAUUGAAGAGCUGAAGCAAUGGGUAUCGACGUAGAUAUAAUUUCUUCGCCGUCCUCUGGAUGACAAAUAACGUUAAUACAUUUGUCUGUUUUCUAUCGAUACCUUUCAUUGCAGGUGUGUUGAAUAAUGUGCAAAUUCAGCAUUGGCCAAGUGACGAAAAUAUUAGCUGACUAUCGAGUGGCAACUCACGGCAACUUGUCGCAUAUAGCGAAGUGAUUCGGAUCCCGAUUCAAAAACAGCAUCACUCAUCAUUAAAAUCAGUGUUCCCCCAAGAACGUAUUUAUCGAGGCAUGUCGACGAAGCAAAAUUACCAGCGGUGAUGACGUGAUUGGGCUACCAUAGAUAUCAUUUAUACAUUUCUAGAUUUCAGCAAUUUUGUGAUAGACAAAAUUGUAAGUGAAAAUUCCUUUCUAUUCUAAUAUUACUCUGAGCAACCCAUUGGGCGACCUAUUACACAGCGGUUACCUGCCGUAUUUGAUUAUCUAAUGUUCUUGAAUAGAUUAUACUCUACAUAUAUUAAAUGAAAAAACUAAGAUUAACGUGAUCGGGACUGCCAAACUAGGCUGCUUCAGCUCUGUGCGAAUAAUCCGAAAAAUAGAAACGACACUCGAACUAACUGAAUGCCUGCGCGGGCUAGAACAGCGGUCUCGAAGAAAUAGGCGACAAAAAUCAGCCGACGAAACAGAGGACGCAGGACAGCUGUACAUGCACCAUAAACGCUCCACUAGGACGUGUCAGUAACAAAGAAUAAGCCUGUGGGCUAAAGGGGGCCGGCGCACUGUCCGUAACUUCAUCCAUCCGAACAAAAUUUCAAUUCGAAACCUCUUCAUUUUCAAAGACAAAUGCCUACAGAACAUUAUCCUAACGAUCAGGCCCGCUAAGGAAGUGCGCUGAGCUCACGAGCAGACAUCGUACGUACGUGUUCUACCGCCCCGAAGGACCGACAUUUUUUGAGCAGUGCCUGAAAUUUAGCGAACGUCUCCAUCGAAUUAGACCGAGGAGCGAAGUCCAGUGUACGACGCAACGUUCAUCCAAUAAACCGCGACCCGACGCCCGGCUGCUGCUUCCGGCUGGUCGGUGCAGGCGGGCGGCUCGUAGCAGCAACAACAGUUGCGGGCAUCUGGCAGAGCGCAACCGACAAAAACCAUCGUCGGAGCCAGAUCUCACCUGCGCCGUCCUCCCGGCAGACUCGGGAGAAGGCGUUGGGACGUGGUAUGCUGUGUCUUAUCAGAUCACACCUUCGAUUAGGAAUCGUAUUAACUAGUACUAAUAGCAAUAAACAGUCCUCCUCCUAUCGACACUAUAAUAUUCAAAUGCUAGCGCUGAUUAAGCAAACCAUAUCACGCCAGAAAGAGAAAAUAAAUAACAAACCAUAGAAGUAUGUGCGAGAAAGGACGAUCGGAAUCGCUACUCGACGGCCGCUAACGAUAUAGUAACGGAAUAAGAAGACGGGAACUAAGUCAUAGCAGAGAGGGUGACACAGGAUCAACACGUCCGACUUUGAGAUCAGGUUAGCGGAAAAAAGUUGGAGACGAAGAAAACCCGAGCACAGGAAAGACGCCCACAACAACGACGACAAAGAAAAAGAUCUUCAAGGUACAACUCAUAAGCUAUAACUAAGAAUAAUACUAUUAAUACAAUUAACGAUAACAACAAUAGUAAUAUUAAUGACAUAACACGCGUCAUAAAACAAGUAAGUGUGUAAGGAUAUAACUCAACAAGGAACGUAGCAUAAUAAUUAUAAUAUAACAACACUUAUAACCGAGAAGGCGGUGAAGGAGCCGAGAGGGGGCUCAGAUAGAUGAGCUCGAAGGAACAAACUGAUUACACGCAAAAAUAAAGCCAGAGCGAAAACGGCAACCAAAAAACGUGUCAAAAACAGAAUCUGGCUUCCACGGAACUCUUUCGUUGAUUAGCAUCAAGCAUCAGGCAACGAGUUAUCGUAGCUCGACGCAAAAAUCCAAAGAAAAGAGACAAAGAGAAAAAGCGGUAGAAUAUUACUGUGCGUCAACGCUCUCCGAUGAGAACUGGUCCUUGGUGUAACGCAUUUCAGCCAAUACAAUCCGAUACAUUUUAUAAGCGACAUACAAUAGUAUACCGAGGAUUUACUAAGGUCCCUCAGUGAGAGCCAAACGCAAACAAAAACUCUGUCGAGUCAUCACGAGGUGCUGCGAAAAUAUUGAAUAGAAACGAAACGCAACGCGUAAAGGAAGAAGACAGCAAUAACAGAAGUCAGAAUAAGCAGAAGUUCAGCCAGAGUGAUUAAUUCGCUUCGUUUGGCCAUGGCGACAGUAUGAGCCAACGACGCGCACAUCAGCAGAACCAGGUGAGACAUGCGCGAGACGAGCCGCCCUUGACAACGAUGGCGUCGAUCUAGGGCAAGCUAGGCCAGCUUGGAAAAGCCUUGCUAGCGGGGCCGCCAUUAACAUCGGCGGCUGGACGGGCUUGGCAGAUCAACAAGCCGUUGAUUACAACAACAUAAGCGGUUACUCGCUGUCACUGCUGCUGCAGCUGCCACAAUUUAGACCGCAGCGUCCGAAGACGACGAAAGAUGGCCACAGUCACGACUGAGUGGCCGCCGAGGGAGUUGAACACGACCACGGAUUCCUCCACGACGCCGUUCGCUUCGGUGGCAUCAUCCGGCGGUGGUGCACAUCGUUCGAAUCGGGUGGUUCGUCGAAUAUUUAAUGAGACCUUUUCCACAAUGCUACCCAUGCUAACCGAGGCUGCUGAGACGUUAACAAUUACCACGUCAUCGGUGUUCGAAGUGGGAGCCGGCGGGCCGGCAACAAUCGGUGUCGUCAACGGGGGAGACAGAAGUAAUAGCGAAGUCGUAGGUGAUUGCGAUGACGCCUGGAACCACACCAGCUGCGGUGUCAAUGGAACAGGCGUCAUUGAGUGGACCCUGCCAUUUCCAUUGUGGCAAACUAUCCUUAUUGGAAUAGCAAUAGGAGUAUGCAUCAUACUAACGGUAGCCGGCAACAUCCUUGUCUUGACAGCGUUCAUUGUUGAGCGUACGAUCCGUCAGCCUUCGAACUACUUCAUUGUGUCUUUAGCAGUGUCAGAUCUACUCAUCGGUAUAGUGUCUAUGCCUUUCUACGCUGUGUAUGUACUAAAUGGCAGUUGGGAUCUAGGCCCAGUUAUAUGUGAUUUGUGGUUAGCCACUGAUCAUACGGUGUGUCUCGUAUCAAUCUACACUGUAUUGCUGAUAACAAUCGAUCGCUAUUGCUCUGUGAAAAUUGCCGCCAAGUAUCGUUCUUGGAGGACCCGCGACAAAGUGAUCUGGAUGGUAGUUAUCACGUGGAUUUUGCCCUUUCUAAUAUUUUUUAUCUCAAUCCUGGGCUGGGAACACUUUACUGGGCGCCGCGAUCUUAAUCCGGGCGAGUGUGCCGUACAGUUCCUCAAGGAUCCAGUAUUCAAUACGUCCCUAAUCUUUGGGUAUUUCUAUUGCACUAUGGUAGUUCUAUUCGUUCUCUACGGUGGUAUCUACAAGACUGCCAGCGACAUGCAACGAAAAUCGGCGGAGAAACAGAGGAAGAUGCAAUCGCUCGUUGCAAUGGGACGAGGAACGCUGGACGUCACGCCUGGGCUCGGCCUCGGUCUAGCUAAAGCCGCUCAAGUUGGCGCCGACCGGCCUCCAUCCAAGGGCGACGGGCCGGGUAAUCCUGCGCUAGGUGGCAAAGGAGCAAAGGAUCCCCGAUCGCCUCCGAAGGAGCCACACGGCCACGGAGCCGUAGGCAACUUUUGCAGCAACGACUCGUCGAUCCUCGAAUCUCAGAGAACGUCUUCCAAGUUUGCUAACAACACCGAAACAACGUCAUUUUCGGAAAAGAAUAACAAAACCGACAACGACAACGACCAGGAUCAAGACCGUUCCUCGAGUCCGGUCUUCGAAUCGGAUGACGACUUCGACGAUGAGGAUGAAAACAGCACGAGUACAAAAACAACCCAGCCAAACAAACCGAAAGCUCCGAAGCCUAAAGCGAAGCCGAAAACUCCAAAGUCGCACAAGAAGUCCGACGCAGGCCGAAUGUCACUCGUCGAGGCGAUGCGAAUCAGUGCACCCGCGUUCGGACUCAAGCCGCAGCAGUCAGAAGGCCCCUCAGAGCUAGCCUCAAUCGGUGGCCUGAGCAGUCUAGGCAUGCCCGGCCUUGGGCUCGGCAUCGCAAGGAAAGGCUUGCAUUGUGAUCCGGCAAAGACCACAACAAUAGUAACAACAUCACCUACUACUGCAACAACAACAACGGCCAAUAGCACUGAUUAUAGUUCAGCCUAUUCCAAAAUAGCUAGCAGCACGACGGCCAGCAGCAAGCCGUUAGAUACGAACGCUAGCCAUCAUCAUUCUCAUCAUCAUGAAUCAACGGGUCAAAUAAAUCGCAAUUCAUCGAUAGAGUUAUUACACUCCAGCAAGAGAACAGGUAACGCCACUGUAACUGCCACCAGCGCAAAGGUCCAGCCGUCAGUAUCGCUCGAUGUAAAACAGCGCGGCAGCACGCUGCUAGUCAUCACCGAAAUGGCGCCCGACGUAUCGGAGGCCUGUCUCGAAGCAACAGAACAAACAGCCGACGAAGGGCAACAGAUUGUUGCUAACGAUUACACAACUACAACUACUAACACUACUAGCAGUCAAUACAUGCACAGCACGGCAACAACGAACGGCAAUAUCCUAGGAGGCACCACUCCCACGCAAGAAGAACACCUGCCGGCGGCGGCAAGGGACAAAGAAGUUCAGGUAGGCCCAAUAGAGUCUUCGCAGACGAGCGAAGUAAAAAUGCCCCAAAUCUGCGGAGCAUCAACGGACGCUGUGACUGCAUCUGAAAGCGCUGCAAUGUUAGCAACUAUCACACCCUGUCAGGUCAUCCAAGCAGACACAGUUCAAACACCUGUAGAAUACAUAUCGAGCUCGGGAGCAGUGGCCAUUGUGGUCAAUGAAACCGUCUGCAAACAGCUGCCUACGACCGCCCUUCUUGCGGUCCCUGACUCCGCAAGUAUACCCGCUAAAGACAUAUUAGUGAAGAGCGCAAGCGGAAGUGAUAGCUCGAGGACGGUCACCAAAGUAGCGGGCGAGGGAGACGUCGGAAGGCUGCCGGGCGGCCUUUUUCGAAACGCCGCCUCAAACCGUUCCAAGCGGGAAAUGAUCUCCUCCUUUAGUAACCGGCUUCGAAAAAAACGCAAAAAUAACGAGAAACGACAAAAGUCCAAGUCGGAAAACCGAGCCCGCAAAGCCCUCCGCACGAUCUCAUUCAUUUUGGGUGCGUUUGUCAUAUGCUGGACACCAUACCACAUCCUCGCGCUGGUUGAGGGCUUUUGCAGAGAUUCUCGUGGUUGCGUCAAUCAUCAUCUAUUCUAUUUCACUUAUUUCCUCUGCUACGCCAACAGCCCGAUUAACCCAUUUUGCUAUGCGCUCGCCAAUCAGCAGUUCAAGAGGACCUUUUACAGAGUGCUCCGGGGGGACUUCCACAAAACAUGAAACGCGGUUUACCCUAGGCCAAUAAAUAGUAACAUGAUUACGACCUGGGGGGAAGGGGGGUCAAUGACGACACAAGAACAAAUUGAACAAACUGAAAACAGCCAAAUCAUUGUUACAUCACUGUGAUAGCACUAGGAGAAUUCGGCGUUAAUUGAUUGGUAUUGGGACACAAAAAGAACGAACUAAAUUAGUUUCACAAACAAUGUAGCAAUCGUCAAGAGGAACUGGUUAUACUUUGAGGACAUCAUUACACUUGUACCAUUGUUACUAACUGCCACCUUCCUGUACACGCAUAUUUUACAUGUUAGAAAAUAUGAUUGCCUAGGUUGCUCAUGUACCUAACAGCAAAUUAAUAGGGAAGUAGGUGGAUCACGCUGGCAAGAGAUGCUACUACUGACCGUCUGAUUUGUGUGUGUGUUACGCAAAUUAUGCCCUUGAAGCCUGCAGGAAUUUGGCCACCAUUGUUCAUGCGCCUAGGGUACCUCGAUGGAUCAUACGGUGAACCCGCGAUAGAGAACUGCGACAGAAAGGCCAGCGACAACGAAAAAAAGCGAAACGUUAAAUAGCAAAAUAUUAAUCCUUACCCAAGACCCAUUUUAGCUUAGAAUUAUCUAGAUAAGCAACUGUUCAACAAUGGGCUCAGUAACAACAACCAAAUUUAGACAUGUUUGAAAAUCCACUUGAGACAAAAAACCAAUUUAGUGAUUAUGAAUUGCAUUCCAACUGAAAAUCAUAUGCGUCGUUCAAUAAUGAUAUUAGAUAUAAGAAAAGAUUACGGCGGCAAAUGUUAUUACAAUUAUUAUUAUUAUUAAUAUUACGAUUGUUACUGAACAAGGACAACAGCCAUAGUCAUCCAAAGGAACCAAAAAACUGCUAUAGGAAAGAUGAAGCUAUUAUUAUUAUUGUUACCAUUGUAAAUGAUAAUAAAUCGCUCGUACAAACGGCUUUGUGGCAUGAUGUUUCGACCGCUGGAAGACCCCCCGAACUUCGUGAAGAUGAAGAUAUUCUCCGAUUAAGAUCUCCGACUUCAACAACAACCAGUGCAGUACCAACCUCUUUAUAACGACUUGGCAACAAUCGUCCCACAAAUCAGCAUUUCCAGAAUCAACAAUUUAUAGAAUUAUAUAGGCAACAUUCUCUAACACGAACUACAGAAACGACGAACCUAAUCAGGAUAUCUUAAAACUUCAGCGGUAGUUUUCGACGGACAAUGGUCCGGUGUGAGCGCCACCGCGACCUAAACCAUAUUGCGGCAGUUUGUAAUUGUUUUCUCUGCGAGAAUCUUCUAAGUAACACGAGAUCCGGAGAGUCCGCGGUCUGUCAGCCAAGGAGCCAGCAACCACGCGGUUAAUUGUGUCUUUCAACUUAUAUAGCGACGGCGAAUAACUAAUGCAUCUAUCCUACUAAAACAUUCAUCAAGUUUUUACACAACAAUAUAACUACGAACUCUAUGUACGCGCAUUGUUCCGACUUAGCGCGAGAGCGGUCUCCACCUACAGAGGCGUGAUGUCGUCGUCCGUCACACGGAAGAGCAUUUCCCGAAGCCGCAUUGUUUUAUUACACGAUAAUAACAACCUCUGAUUAUCGCAUUCGCAGAGUCGAUCAUAAUUGCCACCUGAUGAUCAGUUGAUCUAAGGAUGAAUGAGCGAAUUAUGAAAUCAGCCGCAAAGAGGGUCAGUUACCGUGUAGAAAAGACACUCGUUCGUUGCAUUGAAACCGCCGACGUUCAGUUGUCAGCAAUUUAAUACCGCAGUUACGAAUAAAUGGGGAUGGUGGGGACCGGCUCGCGUUCGGUCAAGGGGUCUGUCGUCAAACUUCGAGCUGGAAUAAGAACAGGGUUGGAUUUAGACGGCUAAAGGAGACACUGCACUGUUUUGUGCUAUUUAAGCUGCCGUCUUGUAUAUCAGGGUUGGGUAGGUUUUUGGAUGGUGAUUACGGUAAUGAUGAUGAAGAUAAUUAUUAAACAUGAUGAGCUCUAGACAAAAAAAGAAGAAUUUAAACGCCAACGGUAUUAAAACGAAAUCAAUAGAGCCGAUGGAAACGACAGCAGCAGCAGCAGCAGCAGCACCAACGAUAACAACUGAACACAACAUUCAUCAACCCGAUAGUGAUAAUGCGAAAAAAGAUAAAAAUGAAGGCCAAGUGUCCAAUACAUGACGAUGAUGGCCCGGCAGAGCAAAGAGAUUUUGUGAAAGCGACGGCAAACAUUCAUAAACACAAACACAUAGAUGCUGUUUCCAAGCAAACAAAUUAAAGGAAGUAAGACGAUUGAAGAGCUCCUCGGUUGCGAAUAAUAAUACUAAUAAUAAGAUAAGCGACCAUGUAGAAGGUAACACGGUUUUCAAAGACGAAAAAGUCCUAGUUGGUUAGGCGAGCAAGAGCAAAAAGGGUGUAUUGUGUACGAAAAGGAUAAACAAACAAGCGGAACUGCUUGAACGGAUUGAGAGAACCGCAGUAAACGAAAGUAGAUACAUCGCUAAUAUGCUAAAUCAGAAAAAAAAUGUUGUAGACGAAGUCUUACUACCACUACUAUAGGUGGACCGUAGUGAAGUACUAGGUAAUGGCAGACACAAACGAAACUAAAAGAGAAAAAGGUUGGAUGGAAUUGAGCGUAUAAGAAGCGAACGCUUGGAAACGAAUGCGUUGCUUGAUGACACAAAGCAUACAAGAAGCCCUUGUCGAAGGUCGCUACCGAGCCAAGCUGUCAGGCCUCCUAUAUAUAUAUAUAUAUAUAUAUAUAUAUAUAU
Varroa destructor (honeybee mite) is the source of this 8959-nucleotide messenger RNA. Its product is annotated as muscarinic acetylcholine receptor gar-2-like. Gene Ontology annotation, molecular function: G protein-coupled receptor activity. NCBI's taxonomy places the organism in Eukaryota, Metazoa, Arthropoda, Arachnida, Mesostigmata, Varroidae. Gene Ontology annotation, biological process: positive regulation of MAPK cascade; adenylate cyclase-activating adrenergic receptor signaling pathway. Gene Ontology annotation, cellular component: plasma membrane. The record is from RefSeq and is a predicted model, not a curated record.